AGCUGUCCCCACGGCAUACGCGAAUCCAUGUGGUCAUAGCAAGACACGGUGACACCAGGGGAGCGAGAGCGUCGGUAAGCCGGCAAGCAUUGUUGACCAUCCAUGUGUAUAUAUAUAUACGUGGAAGCUUGCCGGGAUCCGUGGAGUUCGUCGUCUUCUGCUCUGCUCCUUCUUGUCCAAGCCCGUCUAUCCGUCCCAAGCAUCUUGACCUUCUCGGGAGAAACAAGACCAGAACGCCCGACUCUCCAACAUGAAGUGGCUCCCGCUCGUGGCGCUCGCGGUGCCCUCGCAGGCGUACCUGCGGUUCGGAUGCGCGACGCUGAGCGUGCAGCGGCUCGACCCCAUCGUCGAGCCGGGCCGGCUGCCGUCGUCGCACGUGCACCAGAUCGUCGGCGGCAACGCCUUCAACGCCACCAUGGACCCCAAGAUUGACAUCGCCGAGAAGGCCACGUGCACGACCUGCAGCUUCUCCGAGGACUUCUCCAACUACUGGACCGCCGUCAUGUACUUCAAGGCCCGCAACGGCUCCUACAAGCGCGUGCCCCAGUACCCCAACGCCCUGCUCGGCAGCCUCACCGGCGGCAUGACCGUCUACUACCUGCAGAAUGACUUUAGCACCAACGGCAAGGCCAAGAUCACCGCCUUCAAGCCGGGCUUCCGCAUGACGGUCGGCAGCCCGACCAACACCAAGGGCAACAACCCCGGGCUGCGGUACACAUGCCUGCAGGACGUGAUGACGCGGGCGCCGGAGACGGCCGAGUUCCCGGCCAAGCCGUGCCCGGCGGGCGUCAUGGCCAUCCACCACUUCCCGGCGUGCUGGGACGGCAAGAACCUCGACUCGCCCAACCACCAGGACCACAUGUACAACACGGGCAAGGGCGGGUUCGUGACGGCGGGGGCGUGCCCGUCGUCGCACCCGGUGCGCAUGCCGCAGGUGGCAUUCGAGACCAUGUGGAAUACGACGGGCUUCAACGACAAGUCGCUGUGGCCCGCCGACGGCUCGCAGCCGUUUGUGUGGUCGUACGACGACAGCAAGGGCCUCGGCACCCACGCCGACUACCUGUUCGGCUGGAAGGGCGACGCCCUGCAGCGCGCCAUGGACUCGACGCCCCUGCUCAGCAACGGCAUCAAGACCCAGAGCGUCGACCAGGCCAACAAGUGCUCCGUCAAGAGCACCAUCGUCGAGCCCAUUGACGGCUGGCUCGACAAGCUGCCUGGCAACCCCAUGCCCAUGUGA
Molecule: messenger RNA, 1237 nt
Organism: Lasiosphaeria miniovina
Lineage: Eukaryota; Fungi; Ascomycota; Sordariomycetes; Sordariales; Lasiosphaeriaceae
Exons: 3
Coding region: 251-1237 (328 amino acids)
Source: RefSeq, a predicted model, not a curated record